AUGACGACAAUAAAGUUGCCCCAAUGUGCCGUGGAGGCUGCUGCAGAAAGGGGCUUUGAUCUCCAGGGCUCUGCAUUCAGUGCUUCUGUGGAGCAGCUGCGUCAGCCCCGCAUCGUCCGUGUGGGACUCAUUCAGAACCAGAUCGUCCUUCCUACUGAUGCACCUGUUAUAGAGCAGGUAAGCGUUGGACUCAUUCAGUACCAGAUCGUCCUUCCUGCUGAUGCACCUGUUAUAGAGCAGAUCACUGCCUUGCACAAGCGGGUAGGAGAGAUUGUCGAAGUGGCGGCCAUGUGUGGGGUCAACAUUAUCUGCUUUCAGGAAGCCUGGACAAUGCCCUUUGCCUUCUGUACCAGGGAGAAGGUGCCCUGGACAGAGUUCGCUGAGUCUGCUGAGGAAGGACAAACAACACGCUUCUGCCAGGAGCUUGCUAGGAAGUACAACAUGGUGGUCGUGUCCCCGAUACUGGAGCGCGACGAGGUCCAUGGAGAGACCCUGUGGAAUACCGCCGUGGUCAUCUCCAACUCCGGCAGCGUGCUGGGCAAGACACGUAAAAACCACAUCCCACGUGUUGGGGACUUCAAUGAGUCGACCUAUUACGUGGAGGGGAACACCGGACAUCGAGUGUUCCAGACCCAGUUUGGGAAGAUUGCUGUGAAUAUCUGCUACGGGCGGCACCAUCCACUUAACUGGUUCAUGUACAGCAUGAAUGGAGCCGAAAUCAUCUUCAACCCCUCUGCCACUGUCGGGGAGCUCAGUGAACCAAUGUGGCCAAUCGAGGCAAGAAACGCAGCUAUCGCUAACCACUGCUUCACCUGCGCCAUCAACAGAGUGGGAACGGAGCAUUUUAAGAACGAGUUUACAUCAGGAGAUGGAAAGAAAGCACACACAGAUUUUGGCCAUUUCUACGGCUCUAGCUAUGUGGCUGCCCCCGAUGGCAGCCGCACCCCUGGGCUGUCCCGCACACGAGACGGGCUGCUGGUGGUGGAGAUGGACCUUAACCUGACCAGGCAGAUCAGCGAUAAAUGGAGCUUCAAAAUGACCGGCAGGUACGAGAUGUAUGCGGAGGAGCUGGCGAAGGUUGUUAAACACGACUUCAAAGCGAACAUCAUCAAGGAGUGAUCACACACCCAUGGCUGUGAUUGGCUAGCAACCCGGGACACAGGCAAACCUGCCUUGACAAGUGGUGUAUCGCAACAGUUGUACUGUGACCAACUGAAAGGGUUACAGAACAUGUAGAGUUUAUCUUUGCCAUUGUCUGUACCGCAGUAAUAUUUGUUGUAACAUAAUGUCACGAUUGUCUUAUAGCAGGUGGAAUGAAACCAUACAGAAUAAAGGAUUGCUUUGCAAGGUG
Molecule: messenger RNA, 1351 nt
Organism: Polyodon spathula (Mississippi paddlefish)
Lineage: Eukaryota; Metazoa; Chordata; Actinopteri; Acipenseriformes; Polyodontidae
Gene: upb1
Product: ureidopropionase, beta
Exons: 10
Coding region: 1-1119 (372 amino acids)
Molecular function (GO): beta-ureidopropionase activity
Source: RefSeq, a predicted model, not a curated record